AUGCAGUGGCUCCCGGUGGUCCUGGCGUGGCUGCAGCUGGCCGAGGGGGCGGUGAGGAUCAGUCUGAAGAAAGGCCUGUCCAUCCGGGAGAAGAUGAGGACAGCUGGGGUGCUGGAUGAUUUCCUGAAGCACAUUAAAUACGAUCCAGUGAAGGGAUACCAGCCCAGGCAGGGCUCUGUGGUGAGGCAGCCCAUCACCAACCACCUGGAUUCCUCCUACUUUGGAGAGAUCAGCAUUGGGGAACCCCCCCAAAAAUUUUUGGUGCUCUUCGACACCGGCUCCUCCAACCUGUGGGUGCCCUCCACAGACUGCAAGAGUCCUGCUUGCUUCAACCACGCCAAGUUCCAGCCCUGUGACUCGGCCACCUUCACCCCCACUAACCAGUCCCACAACGUGUCCUACGGCAGCGGCUCCGUCACCAUCGCGCUGGGCUACGACACACUCAGGAUCCAGAGCAUCAUUGUCACAAACCAGGAGUUUGGGCUCAGCCAGGACGAGCCCACCCAGCCUUUCUACUUUGCUGAAUUCGAUGGGAUCCUGGGCAUGGCCUACCCCUCCCUGGCAGUGGGAGGGAUGGCCACAGCUCUGGAGGGGAUGCUGGAUCAGGACCAGCUGGCUGAGCCCAUUUUCAGCUUUUACUUCUCACGCCAGCCCACCUAUGAGUACGGGGGAGAGCUCAUCCUCGGGGGCAUGGACCCUCAGCUCUUCCAGGGGGACAUCACCUGGGCACCGGUGACAGAGAAGCUUUACUGGCAGGUGGCACUUGAGGAGUUUGCUGUGGAGCAGUCAGCGAGCAGCUGGUGCAGCCAGGGCUGCCAGGCCAUCGUGGACACGGGGACAUUCCUGCUGACCGUGCCCCAGGAGUACCUAGAGAGCAUCCUGGAGGCCCUGGGAGCCCAGGAGACCAGCUUUGGGUACGCCGUGGACUGCGAUGACAUCCAGAGCAUGCCCUCCAUCACCUUCGUCAUCGGCGGCGCGCGGCUCCCGCUCUGCCCCUCGGCCUACGUGCUGAACAGCAAUGGUUACUGCACCCUGGCCAUCGAGGUCACCUACCUGCCCUCGCAGGACGGGCAGCCCCUCUGGAUCCUGGGAGAUGUUUUCCUGAAGGAAUAUUACACCAUCUUCGACAUGGCCAACAACCGGGUGGGCUUCGCCCCGUCGGUCUAGAGGAAGGAAUUCCAGCCCCUCUCCCAGCCCAGGCAGUGCCACAGCAUUCCCAUCUCUGCUCCUUUCGUCCCCAUCCCUCGGGAUUUCUGUGUCACUGUGUCCUGGAACAAAUAAACCCUCACAUCCCAAAUGGUGUCUGAGCUCCUGGGUUUGGCAGGAGCAGCCUGAGGGGUUCUGUGCCUCACAAUCC
Molecule: messenger RNA, 1357 nt
Organism: Catharus ustulatus (Swainson's thrush)
Lineage: Eukaryota; Metazoa; Chordata; Aves; Passeriformes; Turdidae
Gene: PGC
Product: progastricsin
Exons: 9
Coding region: 1-1167 (388 amino acids)
Biological process (GO): proteolysis
Molecular function (GO): aspartic-type endopeptidase activity
Source: RefSeq, a predicted model, not a curated record